This is a messenger RNA of Nannizzia gypsea CBS 118893, 942 nucleotides long. Its product is annotated as chitinase 1. The transcript is spliced from 5 exons. Bases 1 to 942 code for a protein of 313 amino acids. Gene Ontology annotation, cellular component: extracellular region. Gene Ontology annotation, molecular function: chitinase activity; chitin binding. Gene Ontology annotation, biological process: carbohydrate metabolic process; chitin catabolic process. Lineage: Eukaryota; Fungi; Ascomycota; Eurotiomycetes; Onygenales; Arthrodermataceae. The record is from RefSeq and is a predicted model, not a curated record.
AUGGCAACGUAUACCGUCCAGCAGGGCGACUACAUGUGGAAGAUCGCCAACGACCACGGCGUCUCCCUCGACGCCCUCAUCGCGGCCAACCCGCAGGUCGCAGAUCCCGCCGCCAUCGAGUGCGGCCAAGUCCUGAACCUGCCUGGCGCUGCGGGUGGAACUCCUGCACCUCCUGCUCCUCCGGCGCCCGCUGUGUCCGCUCAGUCCGCUGUGCCCGCCUCCGCCCCGCCCGCCGAGUCCUCCGCGCGCGGGGUCGUCAACGUUGCUUCCGCUGUGCCGUUCCUCCAGGGCGGAAGACCUGGCAUGAAGACAGUGGGAUACUUCACAAACUGGGGCAUCUAUGGCCGCAACUAUCAGCCUGCGGAUAUCCCAGCUAGCCACCUAACCCAUAUCCUCUAUUCAUUUGCCAAUGUUCGUCCAGAGACAGGCGAAGUUUACCUGUCAGACACCUAUUCAGACCUAGAAAAACACUACCCCGAGGAUUCCUGGAAUGACACCGGAAACAACGUCUACGGAUGCAUCAAGCAGCUUUUCCUCCUCAAGAAACAGCAUCGCCAUUUCCACACCUUACUCUCCAUAGGCGGCUGGACAUACUCUUCCAACUUCGCCGCUCCAGCAUCCACUCCUCAGGGCCGUGAGACCUUUGCUCGCUCUGCCGUUAAGUUGGUGGCCAACCUGGGUUUCGACGGUAUAGACAUUGACUGGGAAUACCCGAAGGAUGACAUGGAGGCAUAUAACUUCGUACUCCUCCUCGAAGCCGUGAGGUACGAACUAGACAAGUUCUCUGCCGAGGUUGUCCGGCGUCCAGACGGCGGCAGGUUGCUGUUGACCGUUGCUGCACCGUGUGGAGCGUCCAACUAUGCCGUGCUCCGUAUGGCGGACAUGGAUCGAUACCUUGACUUCUGGAACAUGAUGGCACCAAGCAAACCUUUACCUAUCUAG